UACCUUAGUGCAGUGUGUGAAAGCGGAGUUGUUCUAAGCAAAGGUGGCGGCCAUCGUAGCUUUCACUUCAGGAGAUGUGGGCGGUUAUAGUCGGUCGCGCUCUUGUGACUGACGCACUCUGGAGUAACCAAAAACGCGGCGACUACGUUCUGUCCGAGCUCAACUUGUGCGAGCCAAGCAUGUGCAAUGGUGGUCCUAGUUGGCACGGGGUUGUGCAGGGACACCUGCUGCAUGAAACUUGUCACUCUCCUGCUGCUGCACGUUGUCGGUGGAGUUCACUUUCCCAGCAGCGGUGCCGCCGUCAAGAGGGCGGCUGACAUCGUUAUCGUGGUGGAUGGCGGCGCCAGCGACGGACCGCUCCGAUCUCGAGGUGUGUACUCUCCUUGCACUCACCACGGCAACUGCUCCGACUACAACGCCAUAUGCAACUUCACCUUGCAGCUGUGUGUGUGCCCUGGAGGAUACAGAUACAGUGACCAUUAUUGCAGGUACAUGGGUGGCCCGGCGGACAACGUUGGCAUCUACCAGGUGACUCUCGUUGUGGCUGCUGUCUUCAUGGUUGUUGUGUUUUCGGUAUUCGUCGCUUGCGUUGUCAAGAGGACGUGCGAGCGUUCCAGGGAGCUUGCAGAGAGGAUGCGAGAGCUGUCCGCAGAUGUGUACACGGUCCCCGCUGAGUUCGAGGGCUUGGAGAGGCCGCCUUCUUACACUGAAAUUGUCAAGAUCGACAACAUGGUGUACGGCGUGCCACCACCCGCCUACUCGACUCAGCCGACAGACCUCGAAGCGCCUCCACGGUUGCCGCAUCUUGUGUGGCUGGCGGCCUCUCGAACGCCGCGUGUCGAUGGCGAUUGCUCCGUUGCACACGGAGGAUGUGCAACAUGAACUUGCCGUUCCUCGAUCGAGCUCCGAGUCAGUGAUGCUGAAGGCACGACGCAGCUUUUAGCUUAGCAUAAUGCCCUCUCGAUCGAGCCUGACGGAACGACUUCCUGCUGAAUAAUUUUAGUAGCCUUAAUUAUCAGGUGUGCGAAUAUUCGAAAAAUUAGAAUCGCAGCCUCUAGCGCGCACCAAAUAAUUUUCGAAUAUUCGUACCGAUGGGAAAGCCACAGAAGAGUGAAGCGUUUGGAACAACAGGGAUCCCUUUUUUGUUGUUGUUUAAGCAUGAUUGAUUAGCCAAACUGCAUGCAACCCACUUGACUUCCUGCGGGAUUGUUGGUGCUACAUUGAUCGCUGGAUUAUGUCGUCCUUGGUUAAAACUUGAAUACUCUAGUCACCGCGGUAUUUAUUCUUACGGUUAUAAAAUAUCUCGGAACGCUCUAGUCGCUUCUGUAUUCUAGCUUACUUCACUUAAUUGUGGUAUUUUUGUUUGUCUAUAAAAAGGCAACCGUAAUUUUACGUUGGUAAAAUUUGCGAAUAUCUGCUUUAAAUAAAAUGAUGUGCAAUUCUAGGGAUGUCUUCGAAAUGGCUCUCUUGCUAUUCAGGCAGCGUUAGUUUCAGUUCCAACAUUCACUAUUCACGAAUCCCCUACUGAUCAGCCGUUGUUCGUAUGCCGAGAGCUACGAGCAUCGUCACAAACGUGCUGCUUCAAGAAAGCCCCGAGGAAGCUUGCGAGACCGCAUAUUGUCGUGCAUCGAAGACUCAGCCGAUUUCUUCACAUAUUGUGGCUGCUAAUUGUUUUGUCAUUCGUGAGCGUGACACCUUGUUGUGCUUUAUAUUAUGUUUUCUGAAGCUAUAAACCAUAAAUAAAGAUGUGACAUUAAUCAGAAGUCGCAA
Rhipicephalus microplus (southern cattle tick) is the source of this 1770-nucleotide messenger RNA. RefSeq lists its product as uncharacterized. NCBI's taxonomy places the organism in Eukaryota, Metazoa, Arthropoda, Arachnida, Ixodida, Ixodidae. The record is from RefSeq and is a predicted model, not a curated record.